AUGGGUGAAGAACUUUUUUGGGCAAUCACAGGUGGUGGUGGUGUGAGCUUCGGUGUUAUUCUAGCAUACAAGAUCAAACUGGUUCGUGUUCCUCCCGUUGUGACAGUCUUUAACAUCCAAAGAACAUCACAACAGAAGCUCAGCACCAUCGCCCACCGGUGGAUACAAGUUGCCGAUAAACUCGAUAAUGACGUUUUCGUUCGAAUGACUUUUGACGUCAUAAACAACAGAAAUGGGAAAAAGAUUAUUCGUGCAACAUUUCCAACAUUGUACCUAGGAAAGUCGGCAGCACUUGUUACACUCAUGAACAAGGAUUUUCCACAAUUAGGGUUGAAAAAGUCGGACUGUAUUGAAAUGAGUUGGAUUGAGUCUGUGCUUUUCUACAGAAACUUCUCCAUCGGUACUCCAACUACAGCUCUUCUAAGCCGUACAGCUGAAAAACUCAACCCAUUAAAGAUCCAAUCGGAUUACGUGAAAGACCCUAUUUCAAAACAAGGAUUCGAAUUCAUAUUUGAAAAGAUGAAAGAACUUGAAAACCAACUGUUGGAUUUCAACCCAUAUGGUGGAAGAAUGAGUGAAAUUUCGGAAUUUGCAAAGCCUUUCCCGCAUCGAUCAGGAAACAUAGCGAAGAUUCAAUAUGAAGUAAACUGGGAAGAACUUGGCGUUCAAGCAGCCAAACGAUAUGCGAAUUUCACAAGGAUGAUGUAUGAUUACAUGACUCCAUUUGUUUCUAAGAAUCCUAGGGCAACAUUUCUGAACUACAGGGAUUUGGACAUUGGUGUCAACAGCCAUGGCAAGAAUGCUUACGCUGAAGGGAUGAUUUAUAGGCACAAGUAUUUCAAAGAUACGAAUUAUAACAGGCUAACGAUGGUGAAGACGAGGGUUGAUCCUAAUAAUUUCUUUAGGAAUGAGCAAAGUAUUCUAACCUUGUCAUCUUGA
Molecule: messenger RNA, 939 nt
Organism: Lactuca virosa
Lineage: Eukaryota; Viridiplantae; Streptophyta; Magnoliopsida; Asterales; Asteraceae
Source: the annotation of a GenBank genome assembly